Messenger RNA from Aspergillus alliaceus, 1884 nucleotides. Its product is annotated as Zn(II)2Cys6 transcription factor domain-containing protein. NCBI's taxonomy places the organism in Eukaryota, Fungi, Ascomycota, Eurotiomycetes, Eurotiales, Aspergillaceae. The record is from RefSeq and is a predicted model, not a curated record. The transcript has 3 exons. Gene Ontology annotation, biological process: regulation of transcription by RNA polymerase II. Gene Ontology annotation, molecular function: zinc ion binding; DNA-binding transcription factor activity, RNA polymerase II-specific. Bases 1 to 1839 code for a protein of 612 amino acids.
AUGCCCCUGCAUACCUCUGGAACUAAGAACGCUAAAUCACCCAAAAUUCGGCGAACCCAUUCAGGUUGUAAGGCAUGCCGUAGAAGGGGCAAACGAUGUGAUGAGACAAAGCCUAGCUGCCAGGCCUGCACAAGGCUGUCGUUGGAAUGCAGUUAUGCUGUCGAGUUCAGUUUUCGCAAUACCACUGGAGCGCUCAUCCAGGAGUGUCGGGCGGCUCGCAGAGGUUCAUCUCGAUCAGCCACAAUCCCCACAGCCUGUGCGCUGAACGAUGUAUCAGACGAGAAACAUAGCAAUGAAAUGCUCAACGCCAUCGGCAGUCUUUCAAACCUAGGUAUCCCAGCAAGUCUUAGGACCGAGGAGAAUCUAGAGAUCAGCUAUGUUAGUCAUUUUCAGAGCCACGUGCGCCAUCUUCUCCCGGCAGUUUCUCCGCACAUGAUAGACAGUUCUCUCGGAUUCCCUGGCUUAAGAUUCGCUCUACUGUGCAUUUCAGCUUCCAAUCUUUCCAUGCUAAAUUCACGGGUUCAAAGCCGCAUUUUACUUGAUAACAGUCGAAGAUCUGUCUUCAGCCCCUGUGUGAAUAACCUACACCACGCCUACGCCCAGAAAUACCACAAUUUGGCAUUGUGGUAUUGUCGCGCCGCUCACUCCGACGAGGUUCGCCUUCAAGCACCUGCAUUUCUUACUGCAUACGUCCUCCUCGCAUAUUACCACCAUGCAUCAACAAAUCAUCUAAGGUUUCGAAAGGCGGUCGGGGACGCUGUCCGAUUUGUUCUGCAGAACAGAGCGUACAUUGUUGACUCACGGGAGGGAGCUGAUUCAUUACAAAUGUGGUACCGACUGUGCACGUCUCACAGACCGGCCAAGCCACCUGCACUCCUCUUAGAGGGUGAAGGGCCCAGCUCAUUUGGGCCCAACCUCCUUCCAGAUAUUACGGAGCACCUGUAUCUCAACUGUAUCAUUGGUAUGAGUGCGGACGACCUGAUUUACGAUAUCCUCAUCAAGACGCUGGAAAUUCGGACAAAGUUAGUGGUCUUUCGUUGCGUUUCGGGCACCUGCCGGGUACCUGAGCGUUCAAAUGAGAUAGGCAGCCUCACUCAUGAAAUCUUGAACAAAAUGCUAGGAAGGAAAUGUGGGCCGGAUGAAUACGCAGAAGCCCGAGAAAGUUUUGUACGCGGCUCACAUCUACUGGGUCUAAUGGAAGUUCAAAGAGAACGGCUGGGGGUGUGGCGAUCCCGGUUGAACGCGGAUCAGCUACCAAUCCAUCUCACGUACAACCCAUAUGUACAAGGGGUCCCUAGCUCGCAUGUUUCAUCAUUUUCUUUCGCAUCAUCCACACCCGCCGGUCGUAGAUUUCCAACCCAUCGUGACGCUAUGAACGCCUUAUAUUACAUGCUCUGCGUAAUGAUGUUCGAGGAAACUAAUCAAACUCUCCCGCCAAAGGGAGAGUCAUCCGUGGUGCAUGAAGAUAUUGCCACUCUGAUGGACAAUGCAGCGCACACUGUGUGUGAAAUUGCCGGUACCUUGAAUCUCGCAGUGUCCAAUACCUCGGAUCGAUCGGAUGCGCUCUUUCACUACAUCUUGGAUAUCUUGUGGCCACAGAUUGAGAGCUACGGGAGAGGCUAUGAGCACUCUCACUACCCCACACAUCUCGUCAAGCGAAUCAUCGCUCAAAUUGCAGCGUACUGGGAGAAGGACCAAGUGAUUCUUUUUGCUUUGCCGGCAGUCGCAGAGGAUAUACCGAAGUUAAAGUUGCUAGAUAUUGAUCAUCCAGUCAAUCUGGUAGUUUGCGGCUAUGACAAGGAUGGUACACAUUUUCUUGAGAAAGUCCCGCUUCCAUGAGCUUUACCUUGAUUAGCUGUUCAUACCCAGUCUUUAAUUGUUUCC